This is a messenger RNA of Tympanuchus pallidicinctus (lesser prairie-chicken), 5347 nucleotides long. It is a transcript of the gene PITPNM3, whose product is annotated as PITPNM family member 3. Lineage: Eukaryota; Metazoa; Chordata; Aves; Galliformes; Phasianidae. Gene Ontology annotation, cellular component: cytoplasm. Gene Ontology annotation, biological process: phospholipid transport. The transcript has 20 exons. Bases 2090 to 4942 code for a protein of 950 amino acids. The record is from RefSeq and is a predicted model, not a curated record. Gene Ontology annotation, molecular function: phosphatidylinositol transfer activity; phosphatidylcholine binding; metal ion binding.
UACGUAUACAUCAGGAAGAGUUUCUUAACAGAAAGGUUGGUUAGUUGUCAGAACAGACUACACAGGGAAGUGUGGAGUUGCCAUCUUUGAAGGUAUUUAGGAGAUGUAUGGAUGUGGCACUAAGGGACAUGUUCUAGUGGUGUAGUGUAAGAUUUCUUUAUUUUAAAGGUCUUUGCCCAAAGUUGGAGUCAUACAGGAGCAUAACUAGAGAAUUCAACAUUUCUGCUCAGUGCUUAGGAUGGCUCUGCUCAGUGCAAACCCACACUCAGCUGUCUGCAAAACAGUUGAGUGUAGUGAUCAGCAGUACUAUACAAAAGAAAGCGGUUUAGAUAGAAAACUUUGCUUCUGCUUCUCUUAGGAGGAAAGCCUCUGUGCAUUUCUGUGGACUGUCUGUGUUGCGUGAAAGUAUUCCGCUUGUGUCCUCACUGUCAGUCUGGUACAUUUCCUCCAGCAGCCUCUGAAAAUUUGUGCAUGUGCUUCUAGCUCACUUGUGUGAGUGACCUGCAGGUUAGUGAUGUGGGUUUCUAUGAUAGGGAUUGCUUUUCUGGGUAGCUUUCCCUGCUACUCUCAGAAACAGCAAUACAGACCAACUGAAAUUAAAAGUUAAUUGCCCUGCUCUCAAAAAAAUGCUGAAAUCUAUCUGCUGGGAAUCAGUCAACAAGUCUAGUAUUUAAAGAGAAAUCCUUAAAAGCAUCAAAUGUCAUCACCAGGGAGGUAGCCUGUAUUUUGGAGUAAAUCUGAUCUUUUCCUUCUCUGAAAUUAAAUAAUAAAAUAUGCAGCACUUGAUGCUGUAAAUGAAAUCAAUGACCCCAGGCAAUGGCAGUGUCUAAUACAAUCAAGGAAUGAUAAUAGAGUCCUGCAGAGGCUGCGAAUGUUAAGCUGUUGGCACAGAAUGAAGCAGACUUGGUAAGACUAUUAUACUAGGGCAGUGUGUUGCAGUCCAGCCAGCAAAUUAAUGUGAAUAUGAAGAACUGCUUGCAGCUAGCAUAUGCAGACUUGUGCUGCCAGCUGUGUCUUUGUUUAAGUUGCUUCUAAAUCUAGAAGCAUUCCUAGUGAGAUAUAAUAAAGCUGGUGCUGCCAAGGUCUUUUUUGGUAGCAAAAUUUUUGCAAUACAUUUCAUCCUUAUCAUAAAGCUGAUUCUAGUGUACUAUGGCCAACUGCAGAGGCUGCAAAGCAGGUUUUAAUCUGAUUCUGAUAGGUCUGGGCAACCACCAGACAGAAUUGGCUUUCUAGGGAAACAGACCAAUAAAAGAAGGUGACAGAGUGGAGACACAGUCAAGUCUCCUUGUCUCACUGGUAAGUACUGUGGAGAGAGAUGGCUACUCUUUGAAAGUGCUAUAUUUGCUGUGUGCAAUCACAGACAUCCAGAAUUUGUGUGCUCUUGACCCACAGUAUAGAAUCCUGCUGCAAGUACCUUGCCUUCUUGAGUUUAUAACAGAGCCCGUGACGGCACAUGAGCUUUUUUUCCCUUUCAUCUGUACUAUCUGUAAAUUGCUCUUUUUCUCUAAUUUAUCUUUCAAGUUUCUGGCUCUGCAAGGAUCUGCAGUGAUUUGUUGUGUAACAGGGUCGCCUAAGUUCUCUGCGUCCAUUCCUUUCUUCUUGUUUUCUUUCUCCUUGCUUGAGAUAUGCUGUGCAUUUAUGCAAGGCUGUGGUCAGCCCAGUGGAAAAAGAUAUUUUGUUUGUAAGUUGGUCAGUAAGAAGAAUAGAAAAGUGACUCUACAGGUGUGAUGGGAUUUUUUUUAUUAUCUUGUGAGAUGGUGAGAGUAUCAUCAAUGGAGGUGAUGGCUAAGUUUCCCAUGCAGUGGGCAGAAUACAUGAUUCCAAUCAUUUUGAGCUGUGUUUAAGCAUUUAAUACAAAAUCUAGGAAUACAGCGUUGAUCAUAGUGCCUCUUUGUGCCUGUGACUUCCCAGACAGUACAGGUCUGGGAGCAGACCAGGUUGUUCAUGACUUUAUCCAACUGGGCCUUGAAGACUCCAAAAAAUGAAGAUUGCACAAUUUUGAGGAGCUGCUUCAAUGAAUGUUUAUCUGUGAAAAACAAUUUUCCCUAAAGCUGCUGGCCUACGCAGAUUCAUUGGUGAUCAGUGGCACAUGCAGAACAUCCGCAAAGACUCUGUGGAAAGCUCUGAUGAUGAGUUUUUUGAUGCUCGAGAAGAGGUGGUGGAAGGAAAAAGUGCUAUUCUCAUCGGCAUGAGCCAGUGGAACUCAAAUGACCUUGUUGAGCAGAUAGAAACAAUUGGGAAGCUGGAAGAAAAUCAAGGUGAAGAAUCUGUGUUUUGUUCAUCAGGCUUUCUACAGGAAAAGCAACGUGAAUUAUAUCAUGCCUCAUUAAGAAAACAAAGGAUACCUGCACAAGGCAGUAUUGAAAUACAUGAGGACAGUGAGGAAGUAGUUCAACACCAGAAAUGCAAAACUCGUGUGCUAAUUCUGAUCCUACAUGGAGGGAAUAUCUUAGACAAUGGGGGAGAGGAUCAAAGCAGCAAGCUGGCGGACAUCAACACCUUCUGUUCUGUCUUUGAGAAGGUGACACAAGACCAUUUCCCUGCUGCUUUGGGCCACAUCUUAAUCAGACUUGUUCCCUGCCCAGCAAUCUGUUCAGCAGCUUUCUCUCUUGUUUCCAACCUAAAUCCUUACAGCUAUGAUGAAAGCUGUCUCAGCAGCAGUGAAGACCACAUCCCGCUGGCUGCUUUGCCCUUGCUGGCUGUUUCAUCCCCUCAGUACCAGGACGCAGUUGCCAUGGUGAUCAGUAGAGCAAACCAAGUUUACAAUGACUUUCUCAAAUCUACAGAUGGAGUUGGGUUUAAUGGGCAGGUGUGUCUCAUUGGUGACUGCAUUGGAGGCAUUUUGGGGUUUGAUGCCAUUUGCUAUAAUACUAACAGAACUGAUGAGAGUCAGAACAGUAGCAGGAGAGGAAGCAUCAGCAGCAUCCAGGAUAAUCCCCUUUUAACAGAGGACUCCAGUCUGGGUGGCAGAAAACACCUGAGCAAAAGCAAUAUUGACAUCUCAGAAAUCAUGGAGGAUGAAGAGCCAAGACAGCUGUUGCCUAGGAAACAGAGUGACUCAUCCACCUACAACUGUGAUACUAUAACAAAUCAUCAUGCUUUCCUGUCUAGCAUCCGCUCAAGUGUGCUGAAAGAUGACGCAGACUUUCUUCCUGCGAAUUCCAGUCUCUCAGAUGUAAACCUGGGCCGGUUUGAUUUUGAGGUGUCUGAUUUCUUCCUCUUUGGAUCACCACUUGGUUUGGUGCUGGCCAUGAGGAGUACUGUUCUGCCAGGUCUGAAUGUUUGUCAGGUUCGCCCAGCCUGCAGCCAGGUGUACAGUUUCUUUCACUCUGCUGACCCAUCUGCCUGCAGACUUGAACCAUUGCUGGAGAAAAGAUUUCAUCUCCUGCCUCCAUUCAGUGUUCCACGAUACCAGAGAUACCCACUGGGGGAUGGAAGAUCUCAUCAGUUAGGUGAUGCUAUCCAGAACUACAGUGCUCUGUUCCUUGAGAGCAGCUCUUUGAACAUAACUCACUCUCAGGAGAGUUCUGAAUCUAUGAACACAUCUCAGAAACAAGAGAGAAGGUUGAGCUUGGCCAGCACAAACAGUGAAAACUCAGGAUCAGCAGAGAGCUUGUCAUCAGCAUGCCUCACCAACAUUACUGCUAAGUGGUGGGGAACAAAGCGAAUUGAUUAUGCCUUGUAUUGUCCAGAUGUCCUGACAGCAUUUCCAACUGUAGCCCUGCCACAUCUUUUCCAUGCCAGCUACUGGGAAUCAACAGACGUCGUGGCAUUCAUUUUAAGACAGGUGAUGAGAUAUGAAAAUGUAAAUUUCAAAGAAAAUGAUAGCCUGGAUCCCGCAACGCUAAGCCCGUCCAAUCCACGAGAAAAAUGGCUACGCAAAAGGACACACGUCAAAUUGAGAAAUGUGACUGCUAAUCAUCGGGCAAAUGAUGUAAUUGCUGCAGAAGAUGGUCCUCAGGUACUUGUUGGGCGCUUUAUGUAUGGACCUCUGGACAUGGUAGCUUUAACAGGUGAAAAGGUUGAUAUCUUCAUAAUGACUGAACCAUCUUCUGGUAGGUGGGUCUAUUUUGACACAGAGAUAUCCAACAGCAGUGGCCGGAUAUCCUACAGUAUACCCAAACAGAAGAGACUGAGAGUUGGUGUAUAUCCCAUCAGAAUGAUUGUCAGAGGGGACCAGAGCAGCGCCACAAGCUACCUGACUGUGCUUCCCCGAGGAAUGGAAUGCGUUGUGUUCAGCAUUGAUGGUUCAUUUGCAGCAAGUGUUUCAAUAAUGGGAAGUGACCCCAAAGUCCGAGCUGGGGCUGUCGAUGUUGUGAGACAUUGGCAGGACCUAGGAUAUCUGAUUAUCUAUAUUACUGGCCGUCCAGAUAUGCAAAAGCAGCGUGUGGUUUCAUGGUUAUCUCAACACAACUUCCCUCAAGGAAUGAUCUUCUUCUCUGAUGGACUUGUUCAUGACCCACUGCGACAAAAGACUAUUUUUCUAAGGAAUCUCAUGCAAGAGUGCCACAUCAAAAUCUGUGCUGCAUAUGGUUCGACAAAGGAUAUUUCCGUUUACAAUGUCUUAGCUCUGUCGCCAUCCCAGAUCUACAUAGUUGGACGAUCGACAAAGAAAUACCAGGCACAAUGUCAAUUCCUCAGUGAGGGUUAUGCAGCCCACUUGGCUUCACUGGAGUUCAGUCUUCAUUCACGACCUAAAAAGAACAACUCUCGGAUGAUCUUGAGAAAAGGCAGCUUUGGCCUCCACUCUCAACCUGAAUUUUUGCGCAAGAGAAACCAUCUCCGCAGGACUAUGUCUGUACAGCAACCUGAUCCACCUUCUUCCAACCCCAAACCAGAGCGUGCCCAGAGCCAGCCCGAGUCAGACAAAGAUCAUGAUAGGCAUUUGCCUUCCAUUGCUUGGGUUAGGGGUGGAGUCCACAAAUUUGAAUCUGUUCCCUAGGAAGCCUGAGGCUGUAGAUUUUGGGUGUCCUUCAUUUAACUUGUAAUCAUGCCUCAAAAGGUAAUAUUUAGGCAGCUUCAAACUAGGAGGUGUAGAGGGGAAACUGUACCUCAGAGUCUUCCCUGCUCUGAAAAAUGCCUUCUUACACCAACCAGAGAACUUCCAGUUUUGUGACGUAUUGGGAAAUUUUAAAACAAUCUAAAACUAUCCCAAGUGCUUAAGCAUUAAAGCAACAGGAAAAAAAAAGUCUUCAGUUACUUUUUACAACAGAUACAAUGAAAUGUGCAAUAAGAGAAAAAGCUGCUACAGACUUUUUACGCAAAAGGAUUGUAGUAUUAGCUAACUAGCUGCACCCAAAACAAUAUAAACAGUAGACCCCUUAGGUUACAGAGAAAGUUUACACUU